GGAAACUAUUCUCUCGAACGUACAACUGCUUCAUCUCAUUAUGACAGUAGAAUAAAACUAUAAUGUCAACACAAAGUAUCGAACCAUCUAGGCUGUUCAAUGACGAGGGUCUUGCGUGCUCUUCAUACGAUGGGCCUGUUGGAGACGGAGCGUUCAAGACCCAUAAUCGAACUCCGGACCAGAUUCAACGACUCGUUAUCACAGACAGAGGCGCAGAGUCAUACUUCAAAGCUUCAGUUCGUAUGAUUACUUGUGUUCAUGGUCAUAUGGAAACUAUCGACAAUAUACCAAGUCGUCCAGCAACCCUCCUUGUUGUCGAGUACAGACUUCAUCCCAAGUCCGGACAUUCGUUCAAUGAUGUCUACACCUCUUUCACGUUCAAAGAAGCACGAACCACACCUGUCGGAAACUCAGCAUCCCCUCAAGUGAUUGCCUUCGCGCCUUUUCGCCGUCCUCGUCAUUGGGACAAAUUAGAGUCAACUGUUAAAAAGACGCAGGACCUUGGUUUGAAACUCGGUGUUAGUGGUGGAGCCCCAGUUACAGCUGAAGUGUCGGGAGAUUCGUCUGUUGAGGAAACACAUUUGCAGCAAUAUUUUGCCAAAGGCGCUGCAGAUAUUCAGAACAACGAUGACACCGGACUAGACGACACCAUUUGGUGGACGCUGGAACAGAAUCGAAAACAAAAGUUAGGGGUGCUGCCAGUAUUUCGGGUGGCGGUUUUGAUCGAAAGACAGAAUAUGGAAGACUUCGUUGGAAUUUUCAAGAUGGACAUUCAUGGCAGCUUCAACUAUUUGGUGGGGCAAGUUGGGGGCCAAGUAUCGCGAUUCUUCAGGCGCACCUCACUGGAUGAUCCAGUCAACUUCUCGCCGACCAAAAUGCCCCUGCAAGGAAAAACGAAUGGUAUUAACCCAGCCUCACUGGGAUCAUUGGUAAAAGACGUGGGUGAUGGCGAUGGGGUGUAUCUUCCGGAGGACUUUCACAUAGAGUCAUUUCUCCCUAGCUAAGAGUUCCGAUGAAAGUCCUGGAAAUUCUCGAUAUCUGGGGCGGACAAUGACUUUGAAUCUCUUUGUUGAUCACAUCAAUAUAUUGUCUUUUCAAUCAA
Mollisia scopiformis is the source of this 1102-nucleotide messenger RNA. RefSeq lists its product as uncharacterized. The coding region runs from base 63 to 1004 and encodes 313 amino acids. Lineage: Eukaryota; Fungi; Ascomycota; Leotiomycetes; Helotiales; Mollisiaceae. The transcript has a single exon. The record is from RefSeq and is a predicted model, not a curated record.